GAGGCCUGACCCGGAAGUCGCUGCGGCUGCCGCGCGGGCUCCGCUCGUACGGAAAGCUCGGUCCUGCCCCAAGUUCUUGGGCUCGCCCGGUCGUCCUUCCUCGGCCCCCACUGGUCCAUGGGUCUCCAUGGCGACGGCAGGGGCCCGGCCCGGGGGCGGGCAGCCCGGGUGGGGUCGUGGCGCUCCGGGGGCCUGUGCGGCAGCGUUGCUGUGUUCGCCGCUGUGGCCGGCGUGUUCGCUCUCACGCUGCCCCCCUCGGUGCCGGGGGGAGACUCGGGGGAACUGAUCACAGCCGCACAUGAGCUUGGAGUUGCCCAUCCUCCUGGCUACCCUUUGUUCACUCUGGUGGCUAAACUGGCAAUUAAACUAUUUCCUUUUGGUUCAGUUGCCUACCGAGUCAAUCUUCUGUGUGGCUUAUUUGGAGCAGGAGCUGCAUCGUUACUUUUUUUCACCGUUUUCAGGCUUUCUGGCUCACAUGCUGGAGGAAUCCUUGCUGCGGGGGUGUUUUCAUUUUCUCGUCUAACAUGGCAGUGGUCCAUUGCAGCAGAGGUUUUUAGCUUAAACAAUCUGUUUGUGGGGCUGCUUAUGGCUCUUACUGUACAUUUUGAGGAGGCAGCAACUGCAAAAGAAAGAUCAAAGAUAGCUAAAAUUGGUGCUUUCUGCUGUGGCCUUAGCUUGUGUAAUCAACACACAAUAGUACUCUAUGUUUUGUGCAUAACACCAUGGAUUCUUUUUCGACUUUUAAAAGAAAAGGAACUCUCACUGGGCUCCUUGUUGAAGCUGAGUCUGUACUUCUCUGCUGGUUUGCUGCCCUAUGUCUAUCUUCCUAUCUCAUCCUACAUCAAUCAAGCCCGCUGGACCUGGGGAGACCAGACAACAUUGCUGGGGUUUCUGACUCAUUUUCUCAGAGAAGAAUAUGGAACAUUCAGUCUGGCCAAAUCUGAAAUAGGAUCCAGUAUGUCUAAAAUUUUACUUUCUCAAGUAACAAAUAUGAGGACCGAACUCUCAUUCAACAUUCAAGCCCUUGCAGUUUGGGCAAAUAUAUGUUUAGCAAGAAAAGACAGACAGAACCCAUCAUUGGUAUGGCUUUUUACUGGAAUGUUUUGCAUUUAUUCAUUGUUCUUUGCUUGGAGGGCAAAUUUAGAUAUUUCAAAACCACUUUUCAUGGGUGUGGUAGAGCGGUUCUGGAUGCAGAGCAAUGCCGUGGUGGCCGUCCUCGCCGGCCUUGGGCUGGCUGCACUGGCUUCUGAGAGUAACCGAGUGCUGAACACCAAUGGGCUUCAGUGUCUGGAAUGGCUUUCUGCAACUCUUUUUGUAAUUUACCAAAUAUAUUCCAAUUACAGCAUUUGUGACCAAAGGACCAACUAUGUGAUCGAUAAAUUUGCAAAGAACCUUCUAGCCUCUAUGCCUCAAGAUGCAAUUAUCUUACUCAGAGGAGAUCUGCCAGGAAAUUCUCUCCGUUACAUGCAUUAUUGUGAGGGACUGAGGCCAGAUAUUUCAUUAGUGGAUCAGGAAAUGAUGACAUAUGAGUGGUAUUUACCAAAGAUGGCCAAACAUUUACCAGGUGUCAGCUUCCCUGGGAACCGGUGGAAUCCUGUGGAAGGAAUCUUACCUAGUGGAAUGGUCACAUUUAAUCUUUAUCGUUUUCUGGAAAUAAAUAAACAAAAACAAACAUUUGUUUGCAUAGGAAUUCACGAAGGUGACUCGACCUGGAAAAAGAACUAUUCACUUUGGCCAUGGGGUUCUUGUGACAAAUUAGUUCCUUCAGAGAUUGUAUUCAACCCUGAGGAAUGGAUUCAACUUACAAGAAACAUCUAUAACUGGACUGAAGAAUAUGGACGGUUUGAGCCAUCUUCUUGGGAAUCUGUGGCCAAUGAGGAGAUGUGGCAAGCAAGAAUGAAAACACCAUUCUUCAUUUUUAACCUGGCAGAAACUGUGAAUGUGCCUUCCAACAUGAAAGUUCAACUCUACACUCACGCAUAUGACCUUUAUAAGGAGCUUGUGUCUUUACGGAAGGAACACCCAGUGAACUGGCACAAGAACUACGCCAUCGCCUGCGAGCGAAUGCUGCGCCUCCGGCCAAAAGGCGCAGACCCCGAAGUCUUGUUGUCUGAAACCAUCCGACAUUUCCGGCUCUACACCCAGAAAGCACGGAACGAUCCACAACUGGCUGAUAUUUCUGUGGCUCUGAAUCACCUAAGAAAAGAGCUGCAAAGUCUGAGAAAUAGGAAAAACGUCUGAGACAGCAAAACAUGAAAAAAAAACAACCUGCUCCUCAUUCCGCUUCUGAAAUUCUGAGGUCCAAAAGUUUCCCUCCAAGAAAAGAAACUGUAUAAAAAAUUGAAGACUAGGUCACCUCCCAGACAGAACAGAAGUAAUGUGGCACAAGGCAGUACUGUUUUAUUUGGGGGUGGGGGGGGGUUAAGUGACUGAGGUGUGCUAUUUAUGCAAAUUAUGUUUAUCCCAUGUUACCAAAUGAGCAGUUCAGUAAGAAUCUUUCCAAAAUUCUUCCUACUUCCCCAGUCUUUCACCUAAUGACGUUGCUUGAUUCAAUUCUAAAAGAAAAUGGACUCUUUUCAUAUACUUAAAAUAUUGACGGUGCAUCUUUUAAAGGGUCCUGCUUAUUGGGAUCAAUCUUGAAGGUUAAAUUCUUAAAACAUUAAUACCAGGCCAAAGACAUUUUCUGUUGCCCAAAAGUGAAUUUAAAAAAACAAACAAAAAAACCGAAUGAAUCUUGUUAUGCUACAAGUUAGAAUACUUUUUUUUUUUCCUUUGAGUAGCUGUGGCUGUUACACAAUCUCAUGCUUCAGGCUAAAUACCAACUGGAUGAUAGUUUGAAAAAAGUUGGGAUUUUACUGUCUUAGAAAAUUCUCGGAAAGCACUGAAAAAUAAAGCUAAUUCGUUGUUUGCUUUUUUUUUCAGUUGCAUAAACUGAUUGGCAAGUCAAAAGGAUUUUGCAUUUCCUCAAUUAAUUUUAUAUUUAUGUUUUACUUCUAUUCGGACUCAUAAAUCUGGGCCCAAUAAUUAGUAGGCUCCUGUGGCCAAAAUGCAAAAAAAAAAAGUGGGGAUUGGAGGGGGGGAUGGGGAAGUGGUUCAAUAAAUUCAUUUCUGUUACAAGCAUCUUUUAUACAUAUUACUAAAGAGAACAUAGUAAGAAAUGCAAAUAAUAGUUCUUUAUUUUAUUAUGACAGUUAAUUAAUAGCAACCUGUUUUAAUGAAUAAAGUCACUCAGAGUCCUUCAGCACUUCCUAAGCAGAGGCCCGAAUCUGUAGGGAUUCUUUUCCCCCCAAUUGUAUAGCUCCUAGACUCCGAGCACUAUAUAGGCCCCUGUAUAGAAAUGCUCACUAAUGAAGAGGGAGGGCUAGAAGCUUGUCUGCAUUCAAAGAUCACUGGUGAGUCAUUCAGCAAGAAAAGGCCCCUUACCAGGAAUAGUCACAGUUCCGUGGCAUUGUACUAGCAAAAGGGUCUGAUCAAAGGUCUCCUGUGGAGCUUGCAUGGUUCCCUUUCAUACUACGACCAUAAUUAAAACCACUAAUUCUCUUUUAAAAUGCUGCAGGAUGCCAUGUAGGCAUCUGUCUGGAGUGUCCUUUGUGAUGUCAUAAGCUGUUAAGGACCAGUGCCGAGGGCCUUUGAGUGAAAUGCCAGUCAUGAAGGUGCUUCAAGACGAGGGCGCCUCUAAAAGCUUGACAGGGCCUUGACUGCACAAUUCGAGCUGAAUUUGCCCCUUGUCAGCUGCCAGUAAAUAAAUCUCAAAGGGGGAAAAGCUGAAGUUUCAUUACCUGAUCCGUGGGGCUUUGUUGGUUUUGGCACCACACAGGGGAAGCUCUCGCCCCUCCAUUCUCUGGAUUUGAAGAUGUCCAUUGGAGCCUGCAGUGCCUGGACAGGGUUCAGAGCGGAACCUUUUGAAGAGUGUCAAUAGUUGUAACAGUUCAGCUGUUAGGAAGACAAAUAAAUGGAGGAGCUCAUUAAUCCGCUUUUGGCUCUCAGUGCCUUUUGCCCUUUUAUCACAGCCUUAUUAGGCUCCUACUCAUCUUGAACCAGAAAAAAAUGAAUUGAAGUUGUUGAGUACUAAUUGGCAAAGACUUUUAAUCAUGGGCCAAGAACUUUCACUGACUUGAAAGUAACUUCUCCACAGGGAAGAACCGAAAACCUGGUUUACCUUAAAACAAAAAACCUGUGGGAGUUCAGUGUGCUGUAAAAAUUUAGGGAAGCAUUGAUAAAUUGUCUAAGUUUCUCCAUUUGAAAGAAAUGAGGUAAGAUUAUGAUUUCUACUUUUCUAGAGAAAAAAAUAGUACAAUAAAAUUCAAAUAAAUGUUCCCUAGAAAUGUAUUGUCUUUACUGAUUCAGAAGAGAUCGCACGCGUAUGUAAGAUGAUCAUGGGUUUCUGAACAUCUAUCUAUGGAUGUAAGUCUUCAUCUGAGCAUCUAUACAUACAUGUGGUGUUGGAGGAAUGAAAUUAGAAGUAGCAUUUCCUACAUAUAGCCUUAAGAAUGGCCAAUGAAGACUUCUUCAGAAUAUCUGCUUUUUAAAUUUACAUCUGUACUGUGGAGCUAUAUAUAUAUAUAUAUAUAUAUAUAUAUAUAUCCGAGUAUGCUUUGUGGGUUGACUCUUGUCAGAUGUGCACAGGUUAUUCUGUAUUUGUCCAACAAUGGCUCUGGACCACUCUCUUUGAGAAAGCCAUCCUAUGAUGGUCCAGAGUAGAUAGGAUCAUAAUUAUUUAAAUUUCCAACAACCAUCAGUACAUGGAAAAAUUGCAGACUAAGCUGAGAUCCUGGGAUGUUGGACUUCAUUCCCAGAUCCACCACUUGGAAGAAUUCUUUCCUUUCUAUUGUGUGAAGUUAAACAACUUGCUUUCUUUUUCUCCCUCUUACUUUUCCUUGGCGAGUGCACAAACACCAUAAAAUCGGACAGAAGGGGUUUCCUUUCGUGUAACCCCCUGACAUGGGAGAGAAUGUGAAGGAGGUGACUUCUCAUGCCGGAUUUGGCCAGCAUCCUCCUAGCAGUGUCCCUGAGUGCCGCGGGUUGGCAGGACGACAGGAACCCCACAAGGCCAGCUUCUGCCUGGACUUCGGCCUGAGCAGCAAGUGGGAGCCGGCAGAACUGUCUGCCUGUCCACAUGCUGCAGUGCCCUGCUGCCCGGCACCGAGGCAGGCACACAUGGAGGGCAAGCCGAGAAGGGAUUGUGUGGCUCCAUGUUCUCUAACAAAUCCCCUCCCCAGCCCUGUGCCCGCUGAUGGGAGGUGUGCUUGACUCUUGCUGUUGACUUUCCUCAUCUUUGUUUUUUUCAAGGACCUAUUUUUUUUUUAAUGCUUUUGUUCUAUUACUCAAAAUGCAGCCAAACUCGGAGAGAAUCAAUUACUAGUGUACUAUUUUGAAAUCUUCAAAUAGAAAUUAUGAAAUGUUAUGUCUUGUCCAUAUUCUUAGUAUUUUCUGGUGAUUGGACCAUGAUUUUUAGCCAUUAUGAUAUUUAAAUAAAGCCCAUUUUGAGUAUGAGGGUUAUUUUAUGAUUCCCUGCUGAUUUCUUUAAGUUAUCAGGUGAGGAUAUGAAGAGCUGUUUUUAAAUUUAUAUUUUUAAAAGUUAAAUAAUGUGAAUCUGUAAUCAUAGUUCCCACCAAUAUCCCUCAGAAUUUAAAAAUGUUAGUACUUUUAAUAUUAAGGGGAAAAAAAUAAUACCACAGGUUGAAAAAACAGAUCCUGUUACAGUAAAUGCUUUUACUCUGUUUUAAAUCUGGUGUAUUUUAUAAAUAUACCAUGGUAGAGUAUUACUAAAAUUCUGUUCUUCUCACUGGUUCCAAGUCCUGUGGUAGGUAAAAUAAUUCCAACCCAAUAAGAGAUUCACACUGCUUUGUUCAUCCUCAUGUUUUGUUGUGGAUGCAAAACCAUCUUAAGGCUUAUAUUCACAAACAAAUAAGUAACGUUCCCAGGGAUUCUGGGAACAUCUAAAGGCCAAGAUCUUGGCACAGCAUUACAGAGCAAACAGGGAGCUAAAGCUUUAGCAGCGAUCAUAUUCAAUGAAGACGUCAUUGUCAGUACCCUCUAAAGGUCUGUUUGAUUUGGAUCAGCAUGGAUAGUAUUUUAAAAGCCUCAGGAAUAGCACAAUGUGCCUACCUGGAUAUAGGAAAGUAAAGGAAUAGGAAUAUAUUUUGAGAAAGGGAUUUUUUUCUGGGAAAAAAUCAUAUUGCUUUUCAACGAUGUAACAUAUAUUUGGUGGAAAUUGUAUGUACCGGAAAGAUAAGCUUAUGUAUAUUUUUUUUAAAAGUGAGGGUGGGGGAGAUGGGUAGAUGUUCCAAAACUGUAAACAUGAAGUCCACAAUUACUGAUUUUUAAAUGGAGUUCUUCGGAUCUUAUCUACAAAUCUAAAGGGUUAUUGGUGAAGCUCAAUUUUCAGUAAUAUAAAUAUUAUGGUGAUUUUAGAAAAGCCGAGUUGGUGAGAUUGAGAAAGUUUGAAGAUACAGAUCAAAAACACAAUGGCAACUAACUGGGCCAUGUUCCCAUCCCAGUGAUUCAACUUCACCGAGCACCCCAGAGGCCUCAAGCCUUUCUGUGCAUAGUUGCCAUUAAACAAGGAUAAUGCUAAAUGUUUAUCCCAUAAAAGAUAAAUAGGAAUAAGCCAAAUCUAAGAUUUAACCCUUAAUCAUUUUCACUGUUUAGAAUUUUUAAAUCUGUGUAAGUUGUAUUGGGGGGGAAAGGAUGAUAGAUGGCAUACGAUCUUUAUAUUGUUAAGUUCAUUCUAUAUUAUAAACUAAUAUGUGGAGAUUAUGUCCCGUUUUUUAAAAUAUACAAAGAAACCAUAAUUAUCUCCUGUUUAGAAGUGUUACCUGAAAAGGGAUUAUUUUGUAAUGUAACCUUUUAAAGGAGAUAUUUUGAGAUUUCUCUCAUCUAAAUGAAAUGUUGCCUAGAUGGUUGAACCAUGGGAAAUAUUCCUAAUACCUGUGGUUGUCGCUUAUAUGCACAAGUAUGUGUGAUUAAAGUAAAAAAGGGAACAUUGCCUGUGAAAUCAGA
Messenger RNA from Hipposideros armiger (great roundleaf bat), 7002 nucleotides. RefSeq names its product transmembrane protein 260 (gene TMEM260). The transcript is spliced from 16 exons. The record is from RefSeq and is a predicted model, not a curated record. Bases 118 to 2241 code for a protein of 707 amino acids. NCBI's taxonomy places the organism in Eukaryota, Metazoa, Chordata, Mammalia, Chiroptera, Hipposideridae.